UUUAAGAUACCGCCCCCUUUCCAAAUCCAUUCAUUGUGACGCAGAAGAUCGUGUCUGUUGGGGGUAGCAGCUCUUAUAUCCUUGGAGAAACGUGGGCUAAUGGCAGAAGGAGUCAUUUCCCUGGAUAGCUCCCAAUCCUUCACUGCCUGCAGACGCUGGGUCUUCAGGUCUGUGGUCGUGGGCACCAAUCCAGCUAAGAAAAGGAAAGGCCUGCAGUAUCAGUGCAGGACAAGCGGCAAAGGAAAAUCGCAACAUGGAAAAGUUCUUCAAAGAAAUUGAAGGAAAGCCAGAAAACAAGGGAAGGGCAGAAGAUGAAGGAAAUCCAGAAGAAGGAGGAAACGCAGACGAAGUCAAGUCCCAUGCAGAUGGGAAGCCUGCACGCCAGGGGAAGCUAGAGGAGGGAGGGCCAGGUGAGCAGGGACAACAGAAAAGUGAGGGAAAGCCAGAAAAUCAGGGAAAGUCUGAAGGGGAGGGCAAGCCAGCCAGCGAGGCGCGGGCUGCUGAAAAGCGCCCUGCUGAAGAUUACGUGCCGCGGAAAGCCAAGCGAAAAACAGAUAGGAGCACAGAGGAUUCUCCCAAGAACUCCCAGGAGGACUUCCAGGACAGGCAUGUCAGCAGUGAGGAGAUGAUGAGAGAGUCUGCAGAUGUGACCAGGGCGCAGGAAGAGCUGAGGAAAAGGCAGAGAAUGGGAGGUUUUCCCUGGUUGCCAAGAGAUUCUGCGCAGGAUGCUCUAGUUCCCAGGGGCCAACGCGGAGUCAGGGGAGUGAGGGGCGGAGGAGGCAGGGGCCAGAAGGACUUGGACGAUGCUCCCUUUGUUUAAAGCCUUUGGCCUUUCCUUCUGAUUUCUUUGAUGGGAAAUAUUGCCAGCCCUGCUUUCCCUGGCAGGCAUUUGCCAGGCUCUGUGCUUCAACCCUGUGCUGAUAUUUUCCUUUAGGUGUCACUCUUGUUACCAGCAGACAGCACUAUGUCUUUUAGUAAUGGACUUUCACCCAUGUGCAUGGAAGAGGUGUUCAUGGUGUACUGUAAAAUAAUAAAGAUAGCAGUGUGCAGAACCAUA
Molecule: messenger RNA, 1057 nt
Organism: Microtus ochrogaster (prairie vole)
Lineage: Eukaryota; Metazoa; Chordata; Mammalia; Rodentia; Cricetidae
Product: transcription elongation factor A protein-like 5
Source: RefSeq, a predicted model, not a curated record